This is a messenger RNA of Paramuricea clavata, 513 nucleotides long. The record is from the annotation of a GenBank genome assembly. Lineage: Eukaryota; Metazoa; Cnidaria; Anthozoa; Malacalcyonacea; Plexauridae.
AUGAAGAAAACGGAUGCUCCUCACCUAAUUCCAUGUUUAGACGAGAUCUUUACCACAUUUGGAUUACCAAAAAAAGUUAUCUCGGACAAUGGUCCACCGUUUCAGAGCAAAGAAAUAAAGAAAUUCAUGGAUGACAAUGGCAUUCAACACAAAACAAUCACUCCAUUAUGGCCACAAGCAAAUGAAAGCGGAACUUUCAUGAAACCACUGAUGAAGGCAAUUCGUACUGCCCGUCUGCAAAAGCAAAACUGGCGCCGUACAAUGCAGGAAUUCUUGUUAAAUUACAGAGCUACUCCCCAUACCGCAACUCAAGUUGCACCGGCCACACUCAUGUUUGGUAGGAACACCCGCACAAGAUUACCUCAGACUGAUACUAAAACCGACAAGAAUGCCCUUGAUCAUUCCGUCGAACAACGCGAUAAAGAACAAGGACAACGUAUGAAAGAAUACGCAGAUCGACGGAGACAAAGUAAGACGACAACCAUGAACAUUGGCAUAGGCGUACGGGCUUAG